This is a messenger RNA of Entamoeba invadens IP1, 1584 nucleotides long. RefSeq lists its product as hypothetical. Bases 1 to 1584 code for a protein of 527 amino acids. The transcript has 2 exons. Lineage: Eukaryota; Evosea; Mastigamoebida; Endamoebidae. The record is from RefSeq and is a predicted model, not a curated record.
AUGAAUUCUGAAAGCGACACUUCAGCAACAGAGGUCUCACAACUAUCAGCACAAGGUCCCAUUUCUUCGAACGCUUCGGAAAGCACAGAGAGUACUUCCGUAAAUUUUAACCAAGAGUUUAUCGGCUUGUACAUAGUAGAAUUUGACAAUGUGCAAGGGGAGUCUGUUGUGUACAAACACGUGUCGUACAAAUUGAAACAAAAAGUCGAGACGGAGAUUGUUGGCAUAUUGAUGGGCACAGAUUAUUUUGAAGAAAGCACUCCAACAAUCAUUAUGCACACUUUAACAUCCUUUCACAUCAUCACCGUUAAUUUUACAUGUUACAACCCUUCAAACGUCAGAGGGUACGUCUCUUCCUGUUGCAUCGCAGUGAUUCAAAUGCACCCAUUUUCAACAUACCAAAUCGACACAUUAUCAGAGAAACUGAUUUCUUUUGCAAAGACCUUUCAAAGCAUUACAGACAAAUUAAAAGAACACACAACAAUCAAAUGUGAGCCUUCAACAACAAAAGAGAAGCCUGAUACUGUUGCGCCUUCCAGUACAACAGAAAAGAAGUUUGCAACCGUUUUAAGUCUUCAACAACUUAUAAACUUUAACGACCCGUUGCUAUUUGAACAGAUCAUUUCGUCAUAUCAACAGUUCCUUUUGUCAACACACUCUUUUAACAAUUUGUGUGCGAAUUUUAUUAACCCGAUCGGACAAGGGAACAUCUUGGCGUGUGGUGGAAGGGCUUUGAUGAGUUGGUCAUUCAUGCCACCACAAACUUUUGUUUCUAACUUUUCGUCCCAUAAGAACUCUCUUUCCGCCAACAUUACUCAAUUUGUUGUUUGCCAAAACGAACAAGAUGUGGAGUCAAAAAAAGAGAAAAAAGGGCAAUCAAUGAGUCAAUCUGAAACACUCAUAUCUCCCUUCCCUUCGCCUGUUUUCAGCUCUUCGCAAAACGAAAAUGCACAAUUCGGAUUUUAUCGGUUUGUGACAGAGUUUAAGACUGCAUUUCCGUCGAUCCUCCUCACCCUAUUAUCAGGGUUGCAAGUUAUUGUAUACUCUUCAAAGAGCACAGACACGACUCUGAUUAUUGAAAUUGCCAAAUUUUUGACGAAUUUCUGUGUGAGCGGUGUAUCUGAAAUUUCUCCGCCAAUAGAAGUCGUUGAAAAACAAGAAAACCUAUUUCUCCUUCAAAACAAAACAACUCAAAUUUUUGUCAUUUCGUCAUCUACAAAAUCUCUCGUUCCAACACUUUCAUCGUAUUCCUAUCUCGACAUCUCAAAGGAAUUUUUUGGCCUUAGCUAUUCGAAAGACAUGAAAAAUUCCAUUCUUGAUGGAUUUGUGAAAUAUGCUCUUCUUAAAAGACCUUUACUCCACCAAAAAUUAUGGAACGUUUUGGUUGAUUACUCUGAAAUCGUUCUGCGGAUGUUUAUCUCCCCAGAACUCAUUACCACUCACUUUUCAAUUCCAGAGCAAUUUAUUCUUGAUAAUUUCUUUCGAAAAGUCGAGCAAGAGAAGUAUUAUUCGGAGUAUAACAGAACCGUUUAUAGGCGGCCGUUAAUUCCUCAAUCAUUAUUUUCUCGAGUUCCGCUGAGCUAA